Messenger RNA from Ilex paraguariensis (yerba mate), 670 nucleotides. NCBI's taxonomy places the organism in Eukaryota, Viridiplantae, Streptophyta, Magnoliopsida, Aquifoliales, Aquifoliaceae. The record is from the annotation of a GenBank genome assembly.
CUUCACUUCCUAACCCUAACCCUAGUCCUAACACUAACUUCCUCAGGAGUCACGACGCAAUCCUUCUGGUUCACAUCCCAGCCACCUUCAAACCUGUAUCCUAACACCCCAGAAUUCAGAGUUACUUCGGAUCUGAAACCUUCAAUUUACAUGGGUUCCAGGAAGGGUGACUUCGGCGAUGGAGCUAGUCCUGGAAAGAUUUUCAUCGGAGGCUUGGCGAAGGACACUACCUUGGAUACGUUUGUGAAGUACUUUGGGAACUAUGGAGAGAUAACUGAUUCGGUUAUAAUGAAAGAUAGGCACACGGGUCGUCCCAGGGGUUUUGGUUUUAUCACCUAUGCCAAUCCCUCUGUUGUUGACACCGUUAUUGCUGAAACCCAUGUCAUCAAUGGAAAACAAGUUGAAAUUAAAAGAACAAUCCCGAAAGGAUCUGCUGAAUCCAAUGAUUUCAGAACAAAGAAGAUAUUUGUUGGUGGGAUUCCAACACCUGUGACUGAAGAUGAGCUCAAGAAUUUCUUCGCAAAGUAUGGGAAGGUGGUUGAGCAUGAGACUAUUCGAGAUCAUGUGAGCAAGCGAUCUUGAGGCUUUGGGUUUGUUGUCUUCGACAAUGAACAAGUUGUCGAUAAAUUGCUGGCAGUUGGUAAUAUGAUUGAUAUGGAAGGUGCACAGG